GAGCUUUUUCGUUUUAUUGCGGUUCUGCUUGGGCGUUAUCGCCUGUGUUUCUAAUUAGAUUUUUGUUGCAGCCGCUAUGGGCCCGUGUAUCCGCAUUUAGUGCGUGUUGAAGUGACUCGUGCGCUAUCAAAUAGUGAUUGUUUUACACCGCGAGACGAUGUGACAGCGUCGAAUGGCUGCCCCUCCUCCACGCCGAAAUGUCAGCAGUAGGCCGCACAAGCAGCACCUGUCUCCUCUUCAGGUUCUGCUGCAAAUGGGAUUUCCAAAACACAGAGCCGAGAAGGCUCUUGCAGCGACGGGGGACAGGGGCGUGCAGUUAGCGGCUGAUUGGCUCUUAGCUCACGUCAAUGACCCCACCUUGGACGACAGCACCCCUAGAGAGUAUAUCCUUUAUCUCUGUCCGGUGGGACCGCUUCUGGAGCAGCUGCAGAAGUUCUCGCUCCAGUCUAUGCUGCAGUGUGGACGCAACGGUGCACACAACUAUCUACCGCACAUCACAUUGUGCUCUUUUUUCCAGGCUCCCGAUGAUGCUAUUGGACACCUUAGUCGAGCACUGCAGCACGUAGUGGAGAAGCUGAAAGUGGAACUUCCAGAGUCUAUUAAGCUCGAACAUUACACCUCACAAACAUUUCUCGGACUCUUUGUGGCCGAAGAACACAACGACGCGUUAAAAAAGCUUGCUGUUUAUUUUAUGCGAGAGGUGUCCGAAUUUAUUGUAUCCGAUAUCGGAGCACUGGAGGUGUUGGGCACUUGCUUCCCAUGGUGCUCGUCUUCUUAUGCUUCCCUUAGCAAGACUGCUUCGCGAAACAGGUGCAUCCAAGUGGAGCCCUACCUGAAGGCCCUGCAUAUCACGCUCGCAUACCAGUUUCAGUUGGAACAUUACGCCACAUUAGAAAAGCUUAGCCAAGCCAUCAACACCAAUGCUGCGACCUGCUGGGAACUCAGGCUGUAUUCGCGCGACACCAGGAUAAAGGGUUGUGAGGUCCACAAAGUGCUGUACUCGCAUGUGCCAAAGGAGCCUGAUGAGCUAGAACUUCUCAUUGGUGACUUUGUGUAUGUGAGCGGAGAGCACCUUGGUGCGGCCACCGAUGGCUGGGUGGAGGGCACUUCGUGGCUCACGGGAGCCACGGGUUUCUUGCCCAAGAACUACAUUGAGCGGACAGCUGAGUCGGACGCCUGGACUCUGCACAGGUCCAUAACAAUAGUGAAGGAUGUCUUCAUUGAUGGCCUGGACGAUGGCGUGCUCCAAAGAAGGCCGGCAGUGGCAGCAGCCCAAGCUCCACCAAGCCCUCAGGUGUGUCCCAAAGUACCAGUAGUCCCAGUAGCUCCAGCAUCACCUGUAGCAGCAGCGGUUGUACAGCCAGGGCCUCCGCAGGUAGCAGAAAGGGAGGAAAAGGUCACCACUCCAUCAAAGGAGAUUAUCUACGAGAACCUAGGAUUUUUAAAUCAAGCAGCAAAGCAGGAAAGCACCAAGGUCAGCACGAGUCCACGAAAGCUCUACGUUGCUCGACAUGCAGAGCGAGUCGAUUUUACAUUUGGAGCCUGGCUGCCGAUCUGCUUUGACGCAGCUGGAAACUACACGCGCCGGGACUUAAACAUGCCAGCCGUGGUACCCGAGAGGAAAGGAGGCUACAUGGACUAUGCUAAGGACUCGCCUCUGACUAAUAUUGGCCUGUAUCAGGCUACACUGACAGGGAAUGCUAUGUGUGAAAGUGGCGUCACGUUCAGUCAUGUGUUUUCAUCUCCAUCUCUGCGCUGCAUACAGACAUGCACUAAUAUACUAACAGCGUUGCACUUCGAAGACAUGCUGAUCAACGUGGAACCUGGGUUAUUUGAGUGGCUCGCCUGGUACCCUGAAGGCACGCCAGCAUGGAUGACACCUGCUGAGCUGAAGGAGCAAGGGUUCCACAUCAACCUUGACUACAAGCCGCUCAUCGAACCUGAGGAACUGAAACACAAAAAAGAGUCUGUUGACCAGUACUACAUGCGGAGCUUCUAUGUUGCUCAAAAUGUCCUGAAGAGGACAGCGCAGGAAGGUGGAAAUGUGCUGCUUGUUGGCCAUGCGGCAACCCUGGAGACAUGCACUCGCCAGUUGACAGGUCGUAAGCCUCGGUCAGCCACAGAGCUUGUACAGCUGGUUCACAAGAUCCCGUACUGUGGUCUGUGCGUGGCCCAGGAGGUUCCAAACUGUGGACCCCAGGCUGCUGCAGACGGCACCACUGGAGGCACCGGCUGGGCACUGGUGGCGCCUCCUAUCCCUCCUUUGACCCACAGUGCCAACACUCGUUUUGAUUGGCGCUGCAUGCUUUCCACAUGAUUGAGCUGCAUGGGCAAUGCUGCUGGGUGGCGUAGGAGUCAGCCCCGAGGGGCACUUUCACUCACCAGGUGCGAAGAGAAGGAGUGGCCGUGCCGCCAGAGCAAAGUGUUCAGGGCCGGUUCGCAAGGCAAGAUGCAAAGGUGACACAUCUUUACAACUUGCCGUUCGCAAACCAUCAUUGCACCGGUGCACUAUUAUGCAAAUCAUCGAAAGGGGCUAAUGUCAACAACCUAGUGUUUUCAGAAACAGGAGGGCAUGUUAACCAAACUGAUGUUGGAUCGCACUGGUCAGUCUGGAGGAACAACCUCUUAUGUCCAGAUUUUCCAUAUUGGCACCUGCGAGAAAAACAGUGCAAGAAAAAAAGUUGCACACAAGGAAACACACAAACACAGCUGUGACUCUACCCUUGUCUUCGUCAUUUCUAGCACAUUUAGCACUAUAACCAUAAUGUAUUGCCCAUAAGCCCAAGCUACUAGAGCUGCCAUGGGAACACAAAGUGCUCCACUUCAGAUCACAGCUGAGGUUGUUACAACCACCCAGUUACCAAAAUGGUGUAUACUUUCCACCGGGCUUGUUAAAUGAUUCAAUGCCGUUGUUGCCGGGUAGCUUAAUUUGCUCAUCAAAUUACUUGCUGCUAAACGAAGCCUCAAGACAGCCCCAAGCACAGCCAGAUAUCAUACAGUAAAGCACAAUGUUGCCCAGUGAUGCUUUACAUACAGGGUUGAAUAAGAACAAACUAAUCCUCUCAGCAGCCCAAAGCAGUGAAGUCCUCCCUUGAAGCUCUGUCUGGACAUGUGCGUAGACAGCAGAGCAAGAACGAGCGAUCUUCCGUGGAGCUAUAUUCGGUGACAACCUAAGAAUUCAGCCUGAGCUGCACCCACAAUACUGCAGUGAACCUGCCCUCCAUGCCUCCGCUCUUCUAAUCAUUUAGCCCGAGAAAGGUGAAGCCAGCGCUUGUCCCGAGUUCUUCUCUGAAAGAGAGCCACACGAGUUGAAGCCUGCUCACAACUUAAGGGCUAUUUCUUUGCUAAUGUAAAUUCUAGGCUCAUUGAGAAAUAAAAACGCAUUUCUAUCUAAAAUAUUACUUUUGGCUGAGUCCUGAUAUUGUGAGCUCCCAUAAAACCGGACAAGAUGUUCAAGUUUCAUCCUAAAACCAGUGACAUAAAGAUAGGUCUGUGCAGUGAAAUCAGCCAUCUUACGGGAAAAUGGAAGUGCUUGAUAUCACGGAAAUGAAUAAACAUAAUUGGCUAGCACAUCUAUAGGAAAUCUCUUCGAGUUGGGCAGCCUUGCAUAUGCCACUGCAUGUUUAGAUUCUCGCCGACUGUGGUUGGUCAAAGACGACCAUAAAAUAAUGGGAACCAAGUUGACCAGUCCAGUCGACCAGUCUUCUCUGCCGUGGCUAAAUAAGUCACUUACUGCAGACUGGCCAGUUAAAUUCAUAGCAAUACAGUACCGCAGAUGCACUCUGGCUGUUGAAGGCCAUUGUAGAACUUGAAAUAUAUUCAUAAAAAAACAAGGAGUGGAGCGACCACUGGUGGACAGAGUGAAUCCACUGCUCUGGGAACAAAUAGAUCAUGAUAAUGCAUUUGCAGCUACACACAGCUGCAACUGGCCUUUAAUUGCAUGCAGGUGCCGUCUAGUGCAACAACGAUGGCUAGGUCAAUCAACAUUAAGUCUGCACAUGUGAUAUGGGUGUAAGGUGGUUAAAAGUAAACUUUAGUUUUGGUCUCGGGGCACAGCUGUCUUCGGAACACCGGGCUCAUAAUACAAUUGCUCUCUCAACAGUGUAUGUGUAUAUAGCAAGCUUUUGUGCUUGAGCCGAAAUAUCAUUCAUUGGGCACCUCAGUACUUGCUUCUGUGCUAAUAAGAGGGUAAUGUAUUAGUGCUCUCAUUAAAAAUGGAUUAAGCAUUAAGCAAGUUUCAGAAACAUGUACUGAGCCACAAUGGCCCAAAUAUGAGAAAAGGCUUUGAAAUAUGUGAUGUCACACUGACAUACCAGCGCUUGGGUUUUGGCACGAAAUUCUAAAAAUUAAGCUUUGACCUUAAUUUUCUCUUCUAGUAAUCAACCUCUUACCAUGAAAUUAAAGAAAAUAUAACUUUGAGAUAAUACUUCCUCUGUCUAAACUGAUUCAGUGUUUUUCUUUAGUGCCUCUUUAAUUACCUGCUGAAAUGAGUUAAUUUUUAUAUCAGCUACUCAGGGGUGUCCUGAAGAUGAUGGUGCCCAACGGUUAAGUCUGAAAUGGCUCGUAUGUAGCAUAGUGACAGGGAGUUGGCACGUACUGCUAAGGUUGUCUGGGUGUUUCACAUCACUGUCAUUGUCAUCAUCAGCCAUCUUGAGGAGAAACCUGUGCCAUAUCACAGUUUCAGUCGGCACCUCUCCUGUCUGUAACUGUAGCGAGAGAGUACAGUGGAAUCUCAGUUAUGAUCUUUUGGAAGUUAUUCGAAAAUGUCAUUUACCUUGGCACUACCCCAGCAUCAAGGAUGUUGACUUGAAAUACUGCUGUCAUGCUGAACAAGCAAAACUGGGCUGCCGAGCUGCCCUGUGUUACAGUGAGCUGUAUAGGGGCAGCGUGCUCACUUCAGUGCAGUUGUAAUGGAGAGCGCUGCGACUGUGAGUAUCAGCGUCAAGUGUUUUGCUCAUGGUGCACCAUGUGUUGCAUCGGUUUAACCAGUGUAGCUUUAGUGGUAGCUACGAUCGCUCCGUGUGUAGGUGUGUUUGUGCUGUGACCAGCCAGGACAUGCUUUAGUUUUUCCUGUGCGUGUAAGAUGUUAACGCAUUGAUAUGUUGUUCCAAAAUUGUAGAGUGUAGUUAAGUUCGGCCAACGAUGACACGGAGACGCCAGAACCACUGCGGCACGCCAGGCUGGGUGUACUUUCCACUUAUUGGGUGCACUUUGCACCUUGAAACUUUGACAAAGUAUGCUAUGAAAUGUUACAUUGUGGCAAUGCUCCACUAUUGUGCAAACGUGUGAACUCGGGCAGCUAAGAAAAAUGAGAGAGGCUAAACAUUUAAAGUUGAGCCGCUCUUGAAACUCUGCAGAUGAAUAUUUGUGUUGUGUACUGUCCGUUGAGUAAAUGUACAGUCAACCACACGAUUUUAUGGAACACGAGUUCGGAGAAAAAGCUGAAUAUCUGCACAGCAUCACAACGCAGCCUAGUGUUCGCAUUUACAGCAUCUACUAGUAUAUGUGAACAACAUUGUGAUGUUCGGUUUUACUGAUUACUAUUCCAGGCUGCUUAAAAAUUCAACGUUUUCCCGAGAUUCAGUGGCCCGUAAACUUUUGUGGGUGACUGUACCUUUGAAGGAAUAGUCUCUCUCCCUCACAACAGCACUGAAGCAGACCGCAUUUGUUUUUCAUCUCUACAUUUGAUGCACAUAUAUUAGGCCACCUUGCAGAAUAACAUACGAGCAGCCAUUUCCGACUUCAGAAUGUUAGUGCCAUAAUUUAAACAUACCAACUGUAUCUUAAUAGAGGUGAACUGACUUUGGAUUGAGCUUGAAAUUCAUAGCAGUGGAUUCACAGCAUUGAAAGGAAAAGAAGCAAACAGGUAGUGCAAGCUCACCUUUAUAGAAGCAAGGAUUGCAGUAAGAGCAAAAAUUCAAAAGGGUUUGUUCAAUUCACACAUUAUCAGUUCACUGCACCACAGCCACUGCCUCUUGAACAAAAUCUUACCUUUGCGCCGCUGUAACCGAGGUUCUCAAUAGCGGCGUGGUGCCACCCUUUAGGGAACAUUUGUACCUGCUGGUGGAGUACUAUGGCUGGCAGGCUUGUACAGUGUCUUGCAGUGUCAUUAGCAGCACACUUAAGGAUGCUCUAGAAAUGUGUACGUGAACCUGCAUGUCAUUGCACCACGAGAGGCAGUGUACACACCAGGGCCACUCUGUGAUUACAGCGAGCAGGCAACACGCCAGCGUUCGACUGGAAGGCACACGUGGCGCACUGGAUCAGCACUGCCAGAAGUGCUCCGGUGUAGGUGCAUAGACCACGCGUGAAUCUUAACAGACCAAAGCAUGUGGGUAUUGGUUUAACAUGUAACUAUAAACCAAUACCGCAUGCUUUGGUUACGUACAUGUUUUUUGUGUACUUCCUCACCCAUGCGACUACAGACCUUUCACGUUUUGCAUCGCUCCGAGCUCGCGCAUUAAUGUCGCUCCCUAUGUUUGCACAGAUGGAAGAACAAUAAUUUGACGUACGACCUCGAUAUAAACCUAGAAAAUAAAAAAUAGAGAAAACAUUUCUAGUCUACAGUGCGUCUGCCAAGCUCUUAUGACAUCGUUCUCAAGGUUCCACUGCUGUGGGGAGCCUGCGAAAACAUGGCAUUCAUGAAGGCUCCCUACACAGUACUCUGUACCCCACAUUGCACCCGCAAUUGGCACCACCUCGCUCCUUCGUUUUGAUGUAACAUCAGCGCUUUCACUCUCGCAGUGCCUCUGAGCACGCUACCUCUAUUCUUGCUCACUGCACCUCUGUAGACUGCUAGUCUUAAGAAGAUUGAGCUUUUUUUUUUCAUACAAACUUUUCUUUAAUGAAGGUACCUGAGAAGUCUUUCUUGUUUACCUUGCCUAACAGAAGCACUAAAAAAUACCACAGGUGCGGUUGCACACUUCAUUCAUUUUUUUUUUUUUCAAUAUUUGUCGUUUCCAUGCCAGUUCAUUGUGAGGUUUGUGACAUGGAUGAAACUGAGUAGCUAGUGUUCGAGCGUAUGGCAGUGUUGCAUCAACAUUCGUUAUCAUAAGCUUGACUAUUAAAGUUAUGACUUGGAUUCCACUGUAUUUCUCAAUCCAUAACCUGUAGACAUUUAGAAACAACUGUUUCGGAAAGUUUAGAGGGCUGAAACAUUAUCUAUUAACUGCACCCUCGACCAAGUGGCCAGAAACAUGCUGCUUCAGCACUGGCUGCAGUUGUUGCACUUUCAGACGUAUGACUGCUUGCGACAAAGCCUCUAGACGCAGAGUCGCAAGAUAGCAAUUGUCAGUGAUGUAAAAGUAGUUUUUACUAUUGUCAAGCCAGCUACUGCCCGAGCACCAACCUCAUUCAACGGAGUGACAAACAGACAUUCAAUGAAUCGCUGAAGUAAUGAGCUUUACUGAUGAAUCCAAGGUUUCCUGUGCUCAAGGAUUUUUGACGCUGUUUUUGUGUAGUUGUAGAUGCCAUGUGAAGAUGUUGCUGCUGUUUCAGUGGUGGAACUGCUAUGAAAGCUUUGCAAAGUUCCACCACUGCUGUUGUGGGGAACAAGGUACCGCAACUAAAGUGAUCAUUUUUGGAGGUCUCCACUUUCAGCAGUUGCACUCUGCCUACACUCGUAAGAGCUCUGUGUCCAGACAAGCAGCACAGUGCCGUUCACUGUUAACAGGAGCAUGUGAGCAUGUGGCUCAAACUUUUGGAGACGCGUGAACUUUAGUUCCCAGCAGGAGCAGUGCCGAUGCACCACGCUGACGACCUGGCUUUAAUUUUCGACACCUGCUUGUCUGCUGCAAGUCAUCUGCAGCCAAUCCAGGUCUCCAAAAUUGCUACAGAAGGGAAUUGGCUUGCGCCACACACACUUGCAUGUUCACAUAAGCAGUGGGCCACACUGUACAGGCAACACCGAUACAAAAGGGAACACCUAAAUCAAAUGAUGAUUACUACACAAGUACAAAUUAGAGCAUGAAGACUUGUUGGUGCAUUCUAUAUGGGGCUAUAUGGGGCUAACGAGAAUCCAAGGUGGCCAAAAUUAAUCCAGAGCUCUCUGUUACGCCAUCUCUCGUAGCCAGACUAUUGCUUUGGGAUGUUAAACCAGAUGAAUCAAUUAGCAGUUUAAAAUGCAAAUCAGGUGUUCCCUCUCUGUUGGUCCACUAUGUACUUAUGUCGCCGUUUCAUUGCAAGCCGUGAAAGCUGGCUGUAUUCCAUGCUUCUGAAUGUGACGUUGUAGUGGGCCACUGAAUUGUUUUGAUGGGUACUUGGGUGUCGGAAGUUAGUGGCUUUGUUUGACUGCUAACAACCCACUUGCGGUGCUUAUUGAUGUAUGGAGUAAAGGUGCAUGUCUGCCUAUUUUAAGAAACGAAAUGACGCUAUUCACACAUUUUGCUACAUGUGGAAGCAUCUAAGAUGUGCAUUAACUUGGAAGCUUUUCUCUUUGUUCAUGCGUAAUUGUGCAUCUGGGCCAAAGUUGGCCUGUCUACUCCAUGCUACUUUAAGGUGGUAACUGUCACUGCAGAUUGAGGUCGGACUGAGAAGUGCUGUUAUUUUUAAUAUACUGUACUUGCCCAAAAGGCUGCAGUUAUGCUAAAUUUUCCGGUUACUGCUUUAGAUGUACACAUCACUCGGACCAGACUUGUUGGAAAUGCUGUGAUGUAGGCAGAAAGUUAUGUAAUAGUUGAGUGAGUGCUAAAGCCAUUGACAAAAGAGCUGCCCUCUAUGCAAAAAUUUUAUUGUAUGACUAUAGCCUUCCCCCCAAAAUUGCUGCACUGAAUUGAUCUUUGACUUGCUUAGUCAUGUGACAGAUUGAUUUGUCAGAACAGGGCUAUCAUUGUGUAAUUGGCGCCAAAUGGAACAAACAAGGGCACAGACAUCAGAAUCUGUACCAGCUAGCCAAAAUUUCAGUUCUUCAGGACAGAGAACCUAUUUUUCUGUGCAAUGUUAAGGCACAAUCGUUGCCAGUGCCAAGCAUAGUCAUGUGCAGCCCCAAGAAGCUGCGUAAGAAAAUAGAAACACAUACCUUACCUGCAGACAAGGAAAUUACAUGUUCUUCAUGGCCAGUUACCUGUGCAACUUGCAUGACAUGAAGUCACUAUUGGCCAAUAGGCAUGCUGUGGUUGCUUUUGCUCACCGUCAGGCUUUAAGUUAUCCUUAAACUGCUCUGGUCAUACUUGUAGCCAUACUUUAAAGUUGUACUUCCGUGCUUUCUUUACUUCUGCAGUUAGCAUUUAAGUCUUCAUAGGUUGUGUUGAAGCAGCUGCCUAAAUCCUCUAGUGAACACUUAAGCUGCAUGAUUGGUUGCAGAGGAAACUCUCAUCCACAGCCGUUAGAAGUGUUGCAGUGCGUUUGAGAACUUUUGGCUGAAGUCAUGCUUUAACAGUGGAGCAAGGGAGGGUGAUUUACCAUGGAGCUAGUUGAUAAAAGACAAGUGCAAAACACGGAUUCACUCUAAAUCGACCAAUAGGGAACAAAUUCUUGACCACAGAGUGUUUCAAAACGUGCUCCAUAUCGACAAUUCGGAUUCGCUUUUAAUAGUAGCACCGAUCCAGCAGCAUACAACUUACAUUCGGCCAACACUGAUGAUAGUUUCUGACAAUGACAUGCCACUGGAUAUUUUGUGCACCGGAUGCGAGAAGAGAAUGACCAUUGCUCACAAACAUUUGUAUGAGGCACACUGAGUGUUGGCAUUAUGUCACCCACCCUGGUGUGACGAGUUACCUUUUGCACAAGCUUUCCAUUUGUGAUUGUUGAUUUAUAUUAAAGCAAAUGUUUUGGCAACUGAACAGCUCCGCAGGCUUUUGCAGUGUACACGGCUGUUCGAAAAACAUAUGGAGCCAUGGUGACGAUCUUUCCUACGCAUGCACGAAGCAAUGAACUCGCGGGGUCAGCUUACAUGCGUGCCAUACUUUGUCUGAAACCAUAACAAAGCUAUGCUGACGUUUUCAGUUAGUUCUUCAGGCUUCUUUAGGCUUGAAAUGACUGAAAUCAUUCGGCUUGAUUAUCAGCACAAGAAAAGCUGUAGCCACAUCCACUAAGUGAGAAGAAAUAAAUUCCCUUGUGGUGAUGCUGUGAAUAAUACGGGUGGUUUCACACCGAGAAAAUCAUGAAAGGAGGUGCAGGUGGGCAGGGUUCAUCAACUGGUGAUGUGGCACAUAUGGUUGUCGUACUUGGUUGUCAUGACAACCACAAUGAUAUGAUGGCAGAGUUGCUUUUCUACCUUUUUAGCUACCAAAUGAUAUCACCACACAUUGAGCUCCAAGUUGCUCGAAGCAUUUGCAACUUUUUCUGGCUGUGUCAAGGAAAGGGGGUUUCUAUCCUGAAUGUUUCUUGCAUUGUGGUCACACCCUGUCAUCUUCCCCCACUGCUUGAGUUCAGCUUAGAGCUGAAAACUGCAAGUUGUUUUUGUUGCAGUGUGCUUUUGUGAAAAAACUGUGCCAUCGUAUGAAAGUUUCCUUUCCUCUGUUUAGGGACCUCUUGCUAUUCAUGAGGGGUUUGGUGUUGUAGUCCUGUUAUUUUCUUCUAGGAGAAGGUACCUUCAGUGAAUUACGAAUUGCUGUUGCCUUUGUUUUCUCUUGCAUGUAGCCCAUCGUUAAUUUAUUUUUGUGUAAAUACACAUCUUGUGCCGUGUGUGCCGAAAACCUUGUGUACAGAUUGUAGAGGUGUACAAUGAAAAAUUGUUUUGGGCAGAGGGCAACUUAUAAAUCAUGUACUUGAAAUUCUAUGUGUGCAACUUCAAAAGCAAGACAGUUUACCAUUAAAUUAUUUCUUGUUAUCAUGG
This is a messenger RNA of Dermacentor albipictus, 10774 nucleotides long. RefSeq names its product Ecdysteroid phosphate phosphatase (gene Epp). The record is from RefSeq and is a predicted model, not a curated record. Gene Ontology annotation, molecular function: protein binding. Lineage: Eukaryota; Metazoa; Arthropoda; Arachnida; Ixodida; Ixodidae.